UUAGCGUCACCUUCCUCAUCGGACCAUCAGCAAAGGUUUGAUAAGAUGGCGUCUUUCCGUGAUCAUCAAAUACACUUACUUUUUCUUCUACUGGUAAAAUUUCACGAGUCAGGGGGUGUGGAUGUGAAAGUCACCCAGGAACCUUCUGAUCCAAGCUAUUUUAAAAACGGUAGUGAUGCUAACCUGGUGUGGAACUACACUGAUCCACUUAAUAAGGUUCAAGGCAUUAUCUAUAGUGUUUUGGUAAAUGGUGUGUUUGUCAAAAUGAUUUAUAAGGACAGUCGUGGUGUGCAAGAAUAUUCUUCAAUUCCUUUAUCUUAUAAAGGAAGAGUUAAAAUUGAAGGAAGAGCUACCCUGGUUAUCAAGAACAUCAACCCUAAAGACAAUACCAAAAUCAAAUUUGAAAUGUGGGGAAGCCUUUCAAGCGAGGUUGAAAGUACAGUUCAGCUUAUUGUGGCAGAGGCAUUACUUAUAAACCUCUCUUUAGGAGGAAAAUAUUUCAUUGAAGGAUCCAAUGCCACCAUAACCUGUAAAGCUUCUGGGGAACCACCACCAUAUGUAGCAUGGAUUAGAAAUGGAGUAUGGAAAAGUUCAGGGAAGGAAGCUGCAUCUUUGGAGUUCAAUAAUAUAAACAGAACAGAUGCAGGACAAUAUACAUGUCAUGCCAAUAACUCAAUUGAAGUCACUUCCAUUAACACAACAAUUGUAGUUCACUACGAACCUGAAGGUGCAAGGCUCACUACCAAUGCUUCACAAAAUACCGUCAUUAAAGGAGAUACAGUUACAUUCAAGUGCAUAGUUAUGGCUGCUGUGCCACAAGUGUCAAUUUACAAGUUCUACUUCAAUGGCUACCUCCUCAGUAAUAACAGCAACAGUGAGUAUACUCUCAAUAACAUCAACCGAUCUCAGCACCAUGGCGAGUACAAAUGUGUCCCACAUAAUGCUGUUGGAGAUGGAGUAGAAGCCACUGUGAGACUUAACAUAAAUGUUCCUGUUCAGUUCACAGAAGUGCCACAGAAUAUAACAGUUAACACUUCAGCUCCUCUGUUUUUAAGCUGUGAUGCGUCUGGUUUUCCUGAACCUAAGAUAAGGUGGGAAAAAUCUGGGAUUAAGUUUUCAGACACCAAACAGCUGAACAUCUCUAGUAGUAACAGGAGUAAUGCAGGAGAAUAUGUUUGCAUCGCAAGCAAUGGAGUGAGACAGGAAAAGACAGUAAGAGCUUAUGUCACUGUGCAAUACCCGUCCACAAUUCAAAAUGUCACCACGUCAUCUAGGAAGUCUUGGAUUGGCCAGACAGUGACUUUGAAGUGUCUUUCUGAUGGUGUUCCUACACCAACACUCUCCUGGUACAAACCUAAAGGAAGUGGAAUAAACAGAGUCACAGCCAGAGAAAACAAAGUACAAGUGCCACUCAGGGGUGAUCACGAUUUUGGCUAUUACAAGUGCAUUGCUGUCAAUGGACUUCCUCCAUCUGAUGAGAAAUUAAUAAAGAUAAAUCAGAUAA
Pocillopora verrucosa is the source of this 1504-nucleotide messenger RNA. NCBI's taxonomy places the organism in Eukaryota, Metazoa, Cnidaria, Anthozoa, Scleractinia, Pocilloporidae. The record is from RefSeq and is a predicted model, not a curated record.